Molecule: messenger RNA, 983 nt
Organism: Magallana angulata
Lineage: Eukaryota; Metazoa; Mollusca; Bivalvia; Ostreida; Ostreidae
Exons: 1
Coding region: 73-849 (258 amino acids)
Source: RefSeq, a predicted model, not a curated record
UUAUUCUGGACAAGACUUCAAAGGCCCUUGGACUUGAAGGAAAACCUGUGAAGCCCAUGCUUUCUACCAUGUAUGCAGAGAAUAAGGCUGCAGAUAGUUGUAAGACUUCUUGCGCGUGGUUUCAACAGUGAACAUAGGAUACCAUUACCGGAAACGUACACAAGAGAGAUCAUGCCUGCCAACAGAUCUCAUAUUCCGACACCGGAAAUUGCAAGAAGAUGGCCUCACUUGGAGAUUAUUGCAGAUGAACUUCUGCCUCUUACUGAUUGCAAGGUUGGAUUGGUUAUUGGCUACGACUGCAUGAAGGCUUUGACGCCUAGAGACGUUAUCGUUCAAUCUGUAGACGGACCUUAUGGUCAACGCACUGACUUGGGGUGGAGUGUUAUAGGCAUAGUAGAGAAUGACUGUUCAACGGAAUGGGAUGAGGACCCCAUAGGAAUUAGUCAUCGUAUUGUUACGUGCGAUGUGCCUGCAGAACUUUGCAGAUCUGAAGUUUCAAGACCAGACCAUGUUGUAUUUUCCUUAAGGAACAAGAUAAAGGAAGUAAUCAACCCUGAAGAGGUAGUUAGGAUGCUUGAAGUGGACUUUAGCGAGAACUCAAAUAGUUCUAAACACAUUUCCUACGAAGACAGAAAAUUUCUGGAUACCAUGGAAAAGGGGAUUCAUAAGCUGGAUGAGCAUUAUGAAAUGCCAUUACCUUUCCGAGAUGCUAUGCAAUACCUGAUCAAUAAUAGAGACAUGGCAUUACAGCGACUGCAACAUUUGCGGAACCGAUUUGCGAAGGAUGCACAUUAUUGCGAGCAUUACAUUUCCUUCAUGAGAGAAUUGAUUUUGAAGGGUUUUGCAUAAAGAGUACCGGAAAAGGAAAUCAACGUUGAUAGUGGACAAGCAUGGUACAUUCCACACCAUGGUGUGUAUCAUCCGCAAAAACCAGGAAAGCUGCGUGUAGUUUUUGAUUGCAGUGCGAAGUAUAUGGGCCAGUC